This is a messenger RNA of Uloborus diversus, 2145 nucleotides long. Its product is annotated as la-related protein 1B-like. Gene Ontology annotation, molecular function: RNA binding. Gene Ontology annotation, biological process: positive regulation of translation. Lineage: Eukaryota; Metazoa; Arthropoda; Arachnida; Araneae; Uloboridae. The transcript has a single exon. The coding region runs from base 167 to 1261 and encodes 364 amino acids. The record is from RefSeq and is a predicted model, not a curated record. Gene Ontology annotation, cellular component: cytosol; cytoplasmic stress granule.
UCUGUUCUCUUAGAACAUGUGCACAGCAUGGCGUGGCGGUAUUGGAAUUCCACGAGGCGUUUGAAGUAAAGUUAAUUUAUCUAUAAUUCUUUUGUGCAGUGUGCUUUUUGUCUAACUUAAUAUACUUAUUCGGAAAAGUGAAUUUAGAUUUCUGCAGCUCUCCACAAUGACAAGUAAAUUACAAUCAAAUAUGAACACCAAUAUUGCUGAGACUGAUGACAAAUCACUUUCAGAAUGGCCGACUUUAAGUGAUGUGUGUAGUAACAUGAAACACAGCUCUCCAAAUGGUAAUUCAUCAAAGAAUGCUAAAACAGAAUCCAAAAGGACUAAUUCGCCGACUGAAAAGACUGAAGGUGAGGAUUCUGCCAAAGAGAAUGAAGAUACAGUAUCUCACACUAAUGGCCGCGGAGCCAGGAAAAAAGGAACAAGGCAGAAGUGGGUGCCUGUACCCAUUGCGCCUCCUCCAUAUCGAAAGCGUUUUGAGCGUUUUAAUGGUAAAGCUUCCUUUGAGAAUGAUCGCAAAAGUGAUAAGAUAUCGGAUAAAAAAAGUGAAAAUUAUGAAUCUUCAACAGGACUAGAAAACAGCAGAGGCAUCUCUCGGAGUUUCGGUCGGUUUCGAGGCAAAAGAGGCCGAAUAUCUACACAAUCGUGGCGUCAAAGACGAGAAGAAAUUUCAGCUGAUGAUGUAGACGCAAAAGUCAUUGAAGGCAAGAGUGAAACAGAUGAAUUAUCAUCUGGAAUGUUCUAUGAUCCUUACGUUCACAAUUGCUAUGCUGCCGCGGCGAUGGAAAAAGAGUUAAAAAAGGCCAUCCGCAAUCAGAUUGAGUAUUACUUCAGCGAAGAAAACCUUGUAAAUGACAUUUUUAUGCGAAGGAAAAUGGAUGAUUUAGGUUAUGUGCCAUUAAGUCUAAUUGCGGAAUUUCGCCGUGUUAAAAACCUGACGAAAAACAAAAAAACAAUUGUGGAAGCCCUCAACGAAAGUGAUAAACUCGAAGUGCUGGAUAACAUGAAAGUGAGACCUGUUGUUGAUCCACUAAAGUGGCCACUUUUUGAUUACGACAGUCACAUAUUUGAAUUUCGGUAUGAUGUCCCUGAAUUCGUACCAGGUCAACCAUACAUAUCUUCGCUUAUUGAUGGUAUAGAGGGCCUAAAUUUUUAUGAAGAUGUGUAUCCCGACUAUAUAUCUGAUGGAUAUGUGAAUGGUCCUGAAAAUCACUUUGACAUGAUUACGCAAAAUACGGCUGUACAAGCCACAGGUUAAUUUGAUCUCCGUGGUUUCAAUCAAUGUUUGGAUUUUUCACCUCGAGACAGCUUAUAACAAUGCAGGUGUUUGAGUGUUCAAGUUGAUUUUGUUUCUAUGUUUUGUAGUAUGUGAUAUUUUGAUUAGUUCGACUUGGUUGAUUGUUUCUCUAUUUACUUGUAAGAUGUUUAGUUAUUUCCGUUAUUGGUUUUGUAAUUAUCAAGUAAUUGAUCACUUAAAGUAAUACAUUAAUCAUUUGAGUUUUUUUAUAACCUUAUUCGAGUGCAUUGUCAUGUGUAUAUAUUAUGCGUCGACUUGAUGAUUUAUUAUAUAUGGUGUGUAUAUUUUAUGUACUGAUGUUUGUUACGAACUUUUAUUGAGGGUAGUUUAUCCAUUAUGUUGUAUCAACAUUUUGUCCAAAUAGGAGAUAUCUAUAAUUAUAGGAGGUAUAUAUAUUUGUAAUGAAAUUUGGUCACUUUUUAUAUUGCUCUUGUGCAUAAUUUUGAACACAUUUUUUCUGUACUUAGAAUGCAUUUUACUUGAUUGUUUCAUCUGAUGCUUGUAAUGAUGCAGAUUUCUUUCAAAAUGAGUUAUGAGUUAAUUAUUGGUACAUGAGAACUCUUUUCGUACCUUUACUAAAGAUAACCCUUUUGGACUGCUACAUAGUUUAAUUUUAUUUUGAUUUUGUUUCAUAAAUUUCAAUCUUGAAAGUUAUCUAACAUUCGGAUGUUAUUAGUUUUGUUUCUUUGAUGCAUUUGAGUAUGAAUUCUAAUUGGUUUUGUAUAGUUAAUAUUGGCUUUUUACUCCAUUCUAAUAUUAAUUGGUUAUUUCACAUAAGAUAUUGGCAAAAUAUUAAAAUUUAUAUACAGAAUUGAUUGAUAAUUAAAAUAAAAUUUCAAAUUUAA